AUGGCCCAUAUUGCCAAGUGCCUCGUCGAUAUCGACACCACCUAUAUAACCAACAAGACCUCGCAUCUAUUCAGUGAUUUGAAAACAUCCCCAAAUCCCCAGAACGAGAAGCCAUUCACCUGGAGAAUGCAACAAUCCGAUUCUUCGAAGAAGUAUCAGCUUUUUCCAAAGGAGAAGAGACUGCCAGUUCUCAACAGCAACAAAGGCGUAGACGCCGAGAAAGCUACCAUGGCACCUUCAACAUCGUCAAACGAAAAGACGGACUUCCAAACAGGACUCAAUGGCUUGAAGAAGCGACUCAAUCAACAUAGUCUGGCUCGACGACGCAAGAUCAGUGUGCCUGAAGUUGGGCCCAUGACGACCGUUCAGGAAAUGCCCAUGGACUCUCCAACAAUUCCUGGCCGCCCACCUUUCCACGAGCGUUCAAUCAGCGCGCCUGGUAACUCCUGCAGAGACUACAGCUUCACAGACACGUUUCUUUUUGCUUCUAGUGACGAUGAAGGCCCUGAUCCCCAAUUGUCCAAGAAGGUGAAGGCUGGGCCAAUUUCACGAACCGCAACUCCUACUUCACCAAGGCACCUGGCUCCCCUGGUCAUCCCUAGACAUGGAGGACAGUCGCCUUUACUUCGCCGCCAACAGUCUCUCAACUGCUUCCCAGUAGGAAACGAGCCUAUUCGGCAGGGUCGCAGUAACGGAUCUUCACCUCAAAGCCGCAGCGCGUUCACCCCAACUUCCUCUAUGCCCGACCUUACCACGCCCAGGUCAGCAACCACAGGUUCCAUAACACCCACUCCAGUCUCUGCACCACUCAUCGAGACUCGGACCGAAUCCCCACAACUUUCUGAUGGACGUUAUACGCCUCCCAUUGCUUCCAACGAAUCCGUUCGUGGGGGUCAUCGAAGGGGUGGCUCUGAAUCAUCAGUCAUGAUGGAUAGGGGCCGCCCUCGCAAGAGGCGUGACCCCCGUACUACAAACGGACAGAUUAUUCAAAGACCUGAGUCGAAGAGGGGUCAGAGCACAGAGAAGAAGGCUUUUGAGCAGCUUCCUGUCGGUGUAAAACACGCUGACGCUUCGAAGGAGCUUCGACAGCCCGAGCUUGCUUUACUCCAGAAGCAGGCAUAUGAACAAGUGAGUAGGUUCGAGGUCCUGAGGGUUGAGGAUGUCGAGGCGCUCUCCAAAGAGCUUCGCCAUCUGGAUGAGAAGACCGAAUACCUCCGCCGAACUUAUACAGCUCUUCGAUCAGGCCGCAAGAACCUCCACUCUCGUAUCUGCCAGUACCUGCGUUCACCACGCGUUGCCAAGUUCAGCAACGAGUCAAUGUUGAAGCAAGAAGAGGCACUCACUGAACUGGAUGCUUCGAUCGACGACUGGGUGAACAAGCUGGAACAAGCCGAGAACCGACGUACUCGCGUUCGACAGAAGCUGCUCGAACAUCUUGCUGCAGCUGCUUGCCUUCCUAUCUGGGGAUCAACUCUGACGCAGGAGCCUCAGAUGACUGGGACAUCUGCUUCUGGCAUCAAUUACAUUUCGACACCUCCUCGAAGCCCUUCUAAGGAGUCACCCAUCUCGCCUCACAACACAAGCAGCUCGCCUUCCCCCCAUCGCGCUAUGGCUCAAGUACCUAGCACCAUUGAAGAGCAGCCCAUCAUUGAAGAACAGGCUAUGAAGGAGAGUGACGAUCGGGCUAUGAGCCCUACAUCUUUGAAGCGAAGCGAUGUGGAGAGCAUCCGUAUCUAUGCUGGCGACGAUGUGUACUCUCUUUUGGCUGAUGUCGAAGACGAAAUCACCAAGAUGAGCAAGCAAGUGGUGCACGAACCCACGCCUCCCACUGAUGCCAAAGAAACGAAUCGCAUCGCAGUCCACCGUCAGAGGAGUCACGAGCUUCUGAAUGGAUUGUCUACAGAAAAUCAUUCCACGAAAAGGCGGGACGUCUCUGAGGGCAGAGCAGUAUCUCCCCUUGCACCUACACCCAUGCCUGUAACGACGACGAACACGACUACCACUACUACCAACGCCGGGCAGAAUGUGCCACCAGCAGGUGGCCUGCCUCUGCUCGCAAACGUUGUCUAUCGCCCCUGA
Molecule: messenger RNA, 2079 nt
Organism: Fusarium poae
Lineage: Eukaryota; Fungi; Ascomycota; Sordariomycetes; Hypocreales; Nectriaceae
Exons: 3
Coding region: 1-2079 (692 amino acids)
Source: RefSeq, a predicted model, not a curated record